UUCAAUUUAGUUGCAGUGAUUGGAGUAAUAUCACGAUAACGUUGGAUAUUUUUUCUGUGUUUUACAGCAACAAUUAUUGACAUAAAAAAGAUGGAAUCGGACGAGAUCGAGAUAGCUUCGAAAUCAGGAACGAAUAUUCGGAGUGAGAAGACCGCCGUUAUUGACUACGACGAAGACAGAGUAAGCUCCAUGAGAUGACAGCAUCAUAUUCUGAAAUAUCGUUUGAUUCACAAUCCUCACCACCUAUCUCGGAAUUAAGGUCACUUAUUGACUCGCCUGAUAUUGACAGUGGAAAGUAUCUGGAUGAUAACUUAGAUAAGAUAGGUGGAACUGGACACAGGCCAGAUCAAUUAAAUUUAAGAAGCAGAGGUGGCAGCCCAACAGAGGAUGAUGACCUAGAUCCACCGAGUUAUCACAAAGCUAUUGGUUACUUACAAUUGGAAGGCAGAGUAAUGCAGGAUGGAGAUAUGGUAUUGUUUGUAACAGAAGAUCUGGAGAAUAAGAUUAAGUUGUCCAGUCCUGUAACCAAGAAGGGUGAUACUCCAUCGUUUCCGGGAUCUCGAAGUUCGACCCCGUGUUUGUAUAGGCAGGCCUUGACUCCUCAGUUACCACCUCUUGACCACAAUGUGUUGAAUGAACUGGAAAUGGAAGCCAGAAAGGUGGCAACAUCUGUGGAUGCAUUGACCGAGAACUUGGCUGCAAUUUUACAAAAUGCAUCGGCUCUCACAGUUGGCUGCUUAGAGACAUACAGAGAUGCAGUUUGCAAGACAUGCGACGCUGUGGAUCAUAAUAUUAAAUCGAUGUAUCAGUUGAUGGCCAAGUGUGAAGAGUUGUCCAAGUCGAUGGGAUCAAUUUACAAGUUAGCAGAGCAGAUCAAAGAGAUGAAGAGGAUGCUGGAGCUGUUUGAGAGCGCGAUGAAUCUGUGAAGCGGCUAAGAAAGUCGCCAUGCAUCUCGAUCGCGAUGAAUCAUCCUGUCGCGGGCACUUUCGCUAUUCUUCAUGGAAGAUGCAGUCGCACAUUGUCAUCCGUUAAUUUAUGGCACAAGUGAGAGCAAGCAAAACGGCGAAGUAUUGCGUUCUCAAUCCGUUGAUGUAUCACGACAAAUAGAAUAAUGCGACGUUCACGUUCCCGGGACUCGUCAAGUGCGUGUGUUCUGUGUAUACGUUUGCACAACGAAGAUGCGCUCGACUGUUAAUUCACAGUGGAUUCUUAUCGGGAUAAUUAGCAUGCAGAGACAAGAAAGUGCGGGAUACACAAGUGUAAAGUACAAUAACUUUAACAGGUAACUGCACAGAUUUAAUAACAAUUGUAUCGUAUAUAGUGACGCCGACUGUUGCGGGAUAGUCGCCGGCAUUUUACAUAGUGUCAUUGUUGGCUCAAUUGUGUUUUAAUUUAUGUACACAUCGUGCAAUGUUAUCAGCUUCCGCAAUUACCUCCCCGUGCAUUGUAUAUACGCAGGAGCUAUAAACGUUAAAUAAAAAAGCCCAAUGAAUA
Harpegnathos saltator (Jerdon's jumping ant) is the source of this 1494-nucleotide messenger RNA. It is a transcript of the gene BORCS6, whose product is annotated as BLOC-1 related complex subunit 6. Bases 195 to 926 code for a protein of 243 amino acids. The record is from RefSeq and is a predicted model, not a curated record. NCBI's taxonomy places the organism in Eukaryota, Metazoa, Arthropoda, Insecta, Hymenoptera, Formicidae. Gene Ontology annotation, cellular component: BORC complex. The transcript has 4 exons. Gene Ontology annotation, biological process: lysosome localization.